AUGCACAUCUUCAUCUCCGGAGCCACCGGCCGCAACGGCCGCCUCAUCCUCGCCGAGGCCCUCUCCCACAACCACACCGUCACCGUCCUCGCCCGCGAUCCAUCCUCCCUCACACCACACCCGAAUCUCACAAUCAUCCAAGGAACGCCAACCUCCCUCCAAGACGUGCAAACCGCCCUCUCAACACCAUCCCCCCCCUCCGCCAUCCUCACAACCCUCAACCAGCGCCGCGUAUCCGACAACCCCUUCUCGGCACUGCACCCCGACACGCCCCCGGACCUGCUCACCUCCACCGCGCGGGUCCUCCUCUCCGGCAUUGCAAACACAGCCUUUUCCGAGACCCCCAAAAUCAUCAUCAACUCCCUCUUUGGCGCGCGCGAAUCCAUGGACAACAUGGGCUGGCUCUUCCGCUCCGUGCUGACUCACAGCACAAUGAAGAUUGCCAUCAAGGACCACAACAACAUGGACGAGUUGGUUCGUAAAAGCGGGAUUCCGUUUGUCUUUGCGAGGCCGGCGAGGCUGACCGAGGGUCCUGCUGAGGCGGUCCGGGUCUGGCCGGAUGAUGGGCAGGGUGUAGGCUGGAAUGCGGCCAUUAGCAGGGCUAGCUUGGCUGAGUGGAUGGUCAAGGCAGCUGAGGCGAGCGAGUGGGAUGGCAAGUCCCCGGUGCUGACAAAAUAG
This is a messenger RNA of Trichoderma atroviride IMI 206040, 678 nucleotides long. RefSeq lists its product as uncharacterized. Gene Ontology annotation, molecular function: biliverdin reductase [NAD(P)H] activity; riboflavin reductase (NADPH) activity. The record is from RefSeq and is a predicted model, not a curated record. Lineage: Eukaryota; Fungi; Ascomycota; Sordariomycetes; Hypocreales; Hypocreaceae.